AUGGAGGCAAUUCCUGCAGCUGGCGAGCCUCUCAGGCCUUCGAUGGUCAUCUUUGACUGGUUACCUCCAACUGAUCAAUAUCAGCCUGCAGGGCAUCCAUUGUCUCCUCAAACUCCCUGCAGAGGAGAAAAAGUGCGAGAGAGCAAGGUUCUCGUCCAGUUUAGUCUGAAUUUUUUCCACUCGUUCAUCAGCAUCUUUGGUGGACGUGUCGAGCUUCUUCUCCAAGAGGCUCAGGCGGACAUGCGCCUCACUCAGCUCCUCUCCCUGUAUUCACACGAAUCAUACUCUCCUUCCUGCAUGGCUGUGGCCAUUUUGUUCAUGGUUGCAAUGACAGAGCUGCAGGACUGUCUCAGAAACUCUGGCCCAUCCACACCAUGGGAGCCAUAUACCUUGGAGAGAAGCCUUGCACGCAAUGUCCUCAAGUUUGAGAGCGUUGAGGCCCUCCUGUUCUCCCAUUGGAGCUACCAUUUGAGCUCCAGCUGCAGCCACUUCCUGGAGGACUGCAACUACCCGUGUCAGCUGUCGUCUGCAUUCAGAAGUGUCGAGGUCCUUCAGAAGAACGGCGAGACCAGAACUCUCCUGUCCUGCUGCCAGGAAGGCCCGCAGACGGGCUACCUCCACUCCCAUACAGUCCAGGGCACUCUGGGUGAACUGACGAGAGAGUGUAACAGAAAAAGAAAUGAGCCUUGGAAUGAGCAGCAGCACCAGAAUACAGUCGUGAUCGCCACCGUGACGAAGGAAGGAAUCUGGCAUGAAGGAGCGGUCCUUUGCUUCCUGCGCCUCCCGGGCUUCCUGUGGAGUAACAGGCUCGGCCUGCUGCUCCUGCAUCUUGGUCUUCCACUCCUGCAGCUGCUCCAGCUGGAUCUUGGUCUCCAGCUUUUCCUCCAGGUCCUUGACUUGACCUCGCAGCGACUCCUCUUCCUUGGAGGGAUGGGUGAGUGUGAAGAGGGGAGUUGGGAAGAUUAG
Messenger RNA from Menidia menidia (Atlantic silverside), 966 nucleotides. NCBI's taxonomy places the organism in Eukaryota, Metazoa, Chordata, Actinopteri, Atheriniformes, Atherinopsidae. The record is from the annotation of a GenBank genome assembly.